Magallana angulata is the source of this 2036-nucleotide messenger RNA. Its product is annotated as sodium-dependent glucose transporter 1-like. Lineage: Eukaryota; Metazoa; Mollusca; Bivalvia; Ostreida; Ostreidae. The transcript is spliced from 4 exons. Bases 186 to 1742 code for a protein of 518 amino acids. The record is from RefSeq and is a predicted model, not a curated record.
CUAAUAUCUAUACCUGGAAAGGCCUCAUAACAUUUUAUCUCAACAGAGAGGCUAUCAGUGAAUUCAAAUACAUUGUCCUCUCCUACAUGCACGAUUGAAGGAACACAGAUUCGCUGAAUCACGCAUGAAUCUACCACGAAAAACAGGCUAUGUGAGAAUACGCGAGAUCAGACCGGGCUUCAGAAAUGGACGGAACAGGGUUUGACGAAAAAACGGAAAAUGGUCCAUCUGAUAACAAGCGAGAUAAAAACAAGGGUUCAAGUAAAGAUAUCUCGGAAGAAGAUGACACUGAAGUAGAGGAAUCAAAAGGCUUGAGACAGACGGAAAAAGAAGGGAGUAUAUGGCUGCGACUGAAGCGAGAUAAGCUAUACAGAGAGAAAUACAUUUUGACAAUGGCGUACUUUUUGUCCUUCCUCAUGCUGGGAUGGGCAAAUGGAAUAAUUGGUCCCACAUUUCCUGACAUCUUACUCGUUUCCCACACUUCCCUAGAGAAAGGUUCUCUGUUCUUUACCAUGGGAACACUUGGAUACCUGAUCGGAUCGCUCAUUAUGGGAUUUGUCUUGGAUAAACGGAUCUUGGGCCGGAAUUUACUCAUGUUUUUGCUCCUGGCUGGUCUGGGCGUGUCCGCCGCGGUCGUACCGUGGUGUAGUUUGUUUGAGGCCAUGAUUUUUAUACACGUGAUGAAGGGGAUCUUUAGCGGUGGACUGGACACGUGUGGAAAUGCUGGUCUUGUUGUCAUCUGGGGAUCGGAGGGCCCUGGCUUAUUUAGCACUCUGCACUUUUUAUACUCUUUUGGUGGAAUUCUCUCUCCUUUGGUGGCCGCACCGUUUGUGAUGUCAUCUGACAAUGACGAAAGCAACACUUUCAUCAGUAAAAACAGCAAUGUGACUUUCACUAACAUUACGAACGAAGUCAGUGUUAAUAUGACAAAUCUAACCAAUGGUUCACAAAUCGAACAGAAAUCCCAAAUUUAUAUUCCUUACACCAUCACCACGUGCCUUUGUAUUCUUACGUCACUUCCAUUCCUUGUCUUUAGUUGCAUUUCUUUUCAAAAGACACUGGAUAGUAAAAUAACAAAUUCUGAGAUAAAAAUAGAAAGACAAUCAAAGACACGUCUCAGACUUUUCGGAUUCAUAAACAUGGUUUUCUAUAUAGCCAUGUAUGUAGCGGUAGAAAACACCUUUGCUGGAUUCCUCACAACGUUCCUAGUGAAGGAGCUAAACUGGAGUAGUUAUGAAGGUAGCUACAUCACUUCCGGUCAUUGGGCAGCGUUCGCUACGGGAAGAUUUCUAGGGAUAUUUCUCGUGCGAUGUGUCAAACCAUCGAAUCUGAUUUUCGCCUCGAGUCUAACAGUGCUUCUCUCUAUGCUUGGUUUCAUGAUGACGUCAAUGCAUGACGUCAUGAUUGGCGUAUGGAUAUUUUCAUUGCUUCUGGGAAUUGCAGUGUCCGUGAUUUUCCCAGCUGUUAUUUUGUGGACAGAGCUUAGGUUCAUCAGGGUCACGGGGAAAAUAGCGUCCAUAUUUGUGAUGGCGGCGUCUGUAGGUUUCAUGGUUAACCCAAUAUUUCUUGGUUUACUAAUGGACGCCUUCAGUCCUAUGUGGUUUUGCUAUAUUCUCUUUGGAGAAACAGUUCUGAUGAUGUUUUUAAAUUUUACGGGUGUAUGUAUAUCACGAAUUAUUUCGUCACGACAACUUCAUAUCCAGGCCGAACAUGAACUUGUUAUUUUAAACGAAAAACAAUAACUAUUUCAAAAACUUCAAUUUGUCAUUCAGUCAAGCAUAUCAUUUUUAUGACAAAUGUUGUCUAUUCUUUUCAAUAAAUAAGUUUUUUAAAAAAUUACCAAGAUUUGCUAAUGCAUAGUUAUAUUCUUUUUCUACCAAAUCAAAAUACUGUUUUUGUGAAAAAAAAGAAAAAAAAAGAAAUGGCUUACUCUGUUGAAGGUUUACAGUUCCUUCUAUCAGCUUUAAAUUUUAUUGAUAUCGACUGGUGAGUGUACAUAUUUUUUCAUGACGCAUUUGUUAAUUAUUUUUUUAUUA